Molecule: messenger RNA, 1999 nt
Organism: Neoarius graeffei (lesser salmon catfish)
Lineage: Eukaryota; Metazoa; Chordata; Actinopteri; Siluriformes; Ariidae
Gene: dlx2a
Product: distal-less homeobox 2a
Exons: 3
Coding region: 308-1135 (275 amino acids)
Biological process (GO): cell differentiation; negative regulation of transcription by RNA polymerase II; embryo development
Molecular function (GO): DNA-binding transcription factor activity, RNA polymerase II-specific; RNA polymerase II cis-regulatory region sequence-specific DNA binding
Source: RefSeq, a predicted model, not a curated record
CUGUGUUUCCCUGAACCCUGCCAUCAUUGGCUGUUUGUGGCCCGCAGGUUCGGCCUCCCACGUGACGCGCGAUAAAUGUCGCCCGCUGCACUCCUGAGCUGCAGACAAUCAGGCUCCUCGGUCAGGGAAUGAGCACAGUCUCCUCUCUAGAGCUCACAGGAAUAAAUGACAGCUAUUCAGAAAACAAAUUUAUAACUGGUGGUGAAUUUUAUUUCUGCUUCUCUCUCUCUUUCUCUCUACGCGGUUGCAUUACUGGAUGAGUGCCUGUCCAUUAUUUGCACGGUUUGAUUUUGUUUGAGCAUUAACCAUGACUGGAGUGUUUGACAGUCUCAGCACAGAUAUGCAUUCCAACCAGAUUACCUCGAGCGGUUACCACAGCUUGCAUAAAUCGCAGGAAUCUCCGACUUUACCCGUCUCUACCGCCACGGACAGUAGCUACUACAACGGCCAGCAACCGAGUCACUGUGCAGGUUCGCCUUAUGGCCAGCUCGGUACUUAUCCGUACCACAACAACGGCAUGAGCAGCGUCCAGUACAACGCCAAGUCUUACGAGCUGGGCUUCAACAGUUCCUUCAGUACUUACAGCACGUACGGUUCGAGCGCAUCGCCUACUCCUACUGACGCAGAAAAAGAGGAGAACGAACCUGAAAUCCGGAUGGUGAACGGAAAGCCAAAGAAGGUGCGCAAACCGAGGACGAUUUACUCGAGUUUCCAGCUGGCCGCGCUGCAGAGGCGCUUCCAGAAGACACAGUACCUGGCGCUGCCUGAAAGAGCCGAGCUCGCCGCUUCUCUGGGCCUCACACAGACCCAGGUCAAAAUCUGGUUUCAGAACCGUCGCUCAAAGUUCAAGAAGUUGUGGAAGAAUGGAGAAAUCCCGCCCGAGCAACACGUGGCUUCCAGCGAGUCUCCUCCGUGCCACUCGCCAACCGUCAACAGCGCCUGGGACUUUCCACCAAACCAGAACAGGAUGAGCUCGGGUUUAGCCCCGAGCAGUGGCUCUCCCAGCACCACUGCGCCUUCCUUCCUCACCAACUACUCCUGGUACUCAUCCACGAACUCAGGCGCGCACCUCCAAGCGAACGCGCUGGCGCAGCACCACCACAACACAGCCGUCAGCGCCGGGACGAUAUUUUGACAACAACGAAAAUGACUUUAAAGAAAAAAAAAGACUGGAGAAUUAACUUUGCUCGGGAAAAUGAGAGAGAGAGAGAAAAAACAACCCGAGAGUUUGAUGUGACUUAGGCCUCGUUUUCUGAGAACUGCCGCAGCUGAUGAACUUGGACAGAGAUCUAGGCCUACCAUGUUCCUUGCUGCGUGUUAUACUGUUUUCUUUCUUUUUUUUUCUUAUACACAAUAUCGUCAUCAGGCAGACACGGAAGAAUAAAAGACAUUGCAAUUAUUUUUGUAUUUAUUUAUUUUGUCUCUGGAGGUGCAAAACAUAAUGCAUUGCUAAUGAACCACUAAGAUCCAAAGCUAUGCUCUAAAAAGCUGUUGAGGCCGGAGUGAACUUUAUAGCAGGAUGUUAACGUCAGAUUAUGUAGCACAGUUUUCAAGCUGUAUCGUGCCUUUAAAAAAAUGACCUCACUUUCAUUCGUCCACCAUAAUGUGUCCAACAUUGUCAUAUAUAUAUAUAUAUAUAUAUAUAUAUAUGGUUUUUUUUUUUUGCUUUCUAAGUUGUACAUAAGGUUAGUAGGAGAAACGUGUCUCUGUAACUGCUUGUAUGUUUCACUGCGUCCUUCUGAUAUGUUGCCAUCACUAUAGACUUGUAGGUUAUAAGGUAGGGUUUUCGUUUUUGCUGGAUUAUGCCUAAUGGGAAACAUUAAGAACGCAAAAGCUACUGAUUCCCCCUCCCCCACCCCCCAUCAAAAUUCACAUGUAACACGUUUCUUGGAAACAAGAAUACUUUUGUUUAAUUUAUUUUUUAUUUGUGGUAUGCUCAAUGAACAGUUCUGCCAUUCUAUGAAAUGCGUAUUUAAAUAAAAAAAAUGUUUCAUGUGAA